UUCAAAACAGUAUUCAAUAAAGAACUACAACAAAAAAUGAAAUCUUCUGUUAUCUUUUCUUUUCUCUUGAUUGCUUUGGUGGUUGUUCUUAGUGAGGGAUUUAAACCAACGUCACCACCGGUUACAAGUACUAAAGAACCCGAAACAACCAAAAAGCCGUACAAGCCCAAACGGAAUGCACCACCGGUCUACGCUCCUCCGACUUACGCACCACCUCCACCACCACCACCGCCUCCUCCACCACCAGUCUACGCACCUCCAACUUAUGCUCCACCACCUCCUCCACCAGUCUACGCUCCUCCAACUUAUGCUCCUCCACCUCCUGUCUAUGCUCCUCCAACCUAUGCUCCUCCACCUCCUGUCUACGCUCCACCAACCUAUGCUCCUCCUCCACCUCCACCACCACCAGUCUAUGCUCCUCCAACUUAUGCUCCUCCACCACCACCAACACCUCCACCAAAACCUUACUAUCCUAAAUACCUUUAA
Messenger RNA from Meloidogyne enterolobii, 486 nucleotides. Lineage: Eukaryota; Metazoa; Nematoda; Chromadorea; Rhabditida; Meloidogynidae. The record is from the annotation of a GenBank genome assembly.